AUGGCUACUCUCAACAACGGGGGCUCAGAUGAUGAACCCGAUGCUGGCUUCGAAGUCUUGAACCCUUCGCCUACUACAUCAUCUGAGUCAUGUAGCAUACACCUCUCGCCUUUGCAGAAAUGGCACAACUACUUUCAGAAAGGCACUCUCCAGGACCACCAGAGAUUGUGUGUCGACCUGGGCCUUCCCGGCGAUCUUCCAAGCAAGACAAAAUGUCGAAGUGCUCUCAAUAGUAUCAACGUCAAUAUCUGCCAGUUCUUGGACUGCGAGAACAAGCCCAACGACGUUAAGUUCUUUAAGAGCAGAAACGCACUGGUUCGAUGGACCAAGAAAAACCACGCUUUCUUCCCUAAGCGCAAUCUGCCACAGGGUAGUCCACUGCGAACGUUGUUGAAGCUGAUGCUUUUUGGAAAACCCUGA
Fusarium coffeatum is the source of this 420-nucleotide messenger RNA. RefSeq lists its product as uncharacterized. The coding region runs from base 1 to 420 and encodes 139 amino acids. The transcript has 2 exons. NCBI's taxonomy places the organism in Eukaryota, Fungi, Ascomycota, Sordariomycetes, Hypocreales, Nectriaceae. The record is from RefSeq and is a predicted model, not a curated record.